AGAAUGAAACAACUUUGGGGAUUAAACAGAAGCACAUGAUGAUUCAACCCCGUGAUUUGUAAGGGAGAGCCGCCUCAUGGACUCAGUCAUUUCCUUCUUUCUUUCUCUUUCCCUUUCUUCUUCCUUCUCCUGUGAAUCGCCCUGAUGGCCUCCCCGCGGCUGGAGACCUUCUGCUGCCCGAACCGGGACGCUGCCACGGAGCUGGCCGUCUCCCUCCAGCCGCUCCUGUUCGGGGCUCUGACUCUGGCCAGCGCUGGACUCAGCCUCAUAUUCGCUGUUCUCCAGGUGCUGCCAAAGCGUAAAGGAUACAGGAGACUGGGACAGUAUCCUCUGCCCAGGCCCGCCUCCUCCUCCAGAAUAUUGCUCAUCAUCAGUGUCUGUGACAUACUGGGAUGCACAGGGAUCAUUGUCAGAUCUUCUGUGUGGCUGGGCCUGCCGAGCAUCAUCGAAGGCAUCUCAGUGACUAACAACACGGACGUGUUGCCAGAGACCUUCUGUGUUGGCAGCGCAAUGUGGAUCCAGUUGUUUUUCAGUGCCUCAUUUUGGUGGACUUUUUGUUAUGCUGUGGACGUCUUCCUGGUGGUGAAAACUUCUGCGGGGAUCAGCACCAUUGUCCUCUACCACAUGAUUACGUGGGGUCUGGCUGUGCUGCUGUGUGUUGAAGGAGUGGCCAUGCUCUACUAUCCAUCCAUCUCAGACUGUGAACAAGGCCUCCAGCAUGCUAUUCCACACUACAUCACCACCUACGCCCCUAUGCUCCUCGUCCUCGUAGCCAACCCUGUGUUCUUUAGCCGGACUGUCUCCGCAGUGACAUCUUUAUUAAAAGGACGACAAGGAAUUUAUACAGAAAAUGAGAGAAGGCUGGCUAACGACAUCAAAAUUCGCUUCUUUAAAAUAAUGCUUGUUUUCUUUGUUUGCUGGGCUCCAAAUAUCAUCAAUGAGUGCCUCCUCUUCUACCUAGAGAUGCAGCCGGACAUCAGCGACAGCAGCCUUAGAGAUAUCAGAAAUGCAGCACUCACUACAUGGUUUAUCAUGGGCAUUCUGAACCCGAUGACGGCAUUCCUUAACACUCUGGCCUUUCAUGGCUGGACAGGGCUGGACGUGGACCUUAACCCACAGCAGAACAGAGAGCUGGCAUGGGACUCGGGCUCUACCUCCGUGCCUAACACACCUGGACAAAAUCCAGUAUUCGGAUCGACUCUGCUUUACCAGAGUCACGUUCAGGAAGUCCAGAAGAACACAGUGGGAAACGGACAGCAGCACUCUGAUGCCAUCAGCGUCCUCUCUGAAGGUUCAGAGUCUAGUACAGUUGAAAUCCACAUUUCCAGCGAGCUACAUGGGGACGUAGAUGCUGACGGAGAGUCCUUGGAGAACUCUGUGCGACACUAGCUGGCCUCAUCAACACUCCAACUCUCUCCCCUUUUACAUCCUACUGGUUUUUAAUAGUUAGAUCUUGAUUAUCUAAAGUGUUAUGAUGGUGACAAUAAGUCCUAUUCUCUUUUAUAAGACCUCUACCGUCAUCUGAACGUGCUAAAUCUUCUGGAUUAUAGUUCAGUUUUUACUGAACAGCUCCUGUGAUUUUUCCUCUCAUAGCUAAAAAGCUUGCAAAACAAGUUUAGUUUUUAAAAUCUAUUUAUAAACUGACAUUUAUG
Molecule: messenger RNA, 1652 nt
Organism: Cyprinodon tularosa
Lineage: Eukaryota; Metazoa; Chordata; Actinopteri; Cyprinodontiformes; Cyprinodontidae
Gene: gpr143
Product: G protein-coupled receptor 143
Exons: 9
Coding region: 145-1389 (414 amino acids)
Biological process (GO): regulation of calcium-mediated signaling; G protein-coupled receptor signaling pathway; melanosome organization
Cellular component (GO): plasma membrane; melanosome membrane
Molecular function (GO): L-tyrosine binding; L-DOPA binding; L-DOPA receptor activity
Source: RefSeq, a predicted model, not a curated record